Tetrapisispora phaffii CBS 4417 is the source of this 1896-nucleotide messenger RNA. RefSeq names its product siderophore transporter (gene ARN1). Gene Ontology annotation, molecular function: siderophore-iron transmembrane transporter activity. The transcript has a single exon. The record is from RefSeq and is a predicted model, not a curated record. The coding region runs from base 1 to 1896 and encodes 631 amino acids. Gene Ontology annotation, biological process: intracellular iron ion homeostasis; transmembrane transport. NCBI's taxonomy places the organism in Eukaryota, Fungi, Ascomycota, Saccharomycetes, Saccharomycetales, Saccharomycetaceae. Gene Ontology annotation, cellular component: vacuolar membrane; endosome.
AUGUCGUCUUCUGAUGCAAAGGAUACUUACUCCGAGAAGCAUUCAGUAAAUGAAAAUAUCGCUGAAUUUCAAACUGAUUCAGAUGGUGAGAAAAAAAAUAUUCAAAAUCAAUCUUUUCAAGAUAUCGAUGAAAAUGAUGUUCCAAAAACUGCCAAGAGAGCAAUGGUUAUUAGAAAAACUGAAAUUAUGGCCGCACAAUACAACAAAUGGUAUCAUCAUCUUUUCCUGUUAUUCACAGCAUUUAUUUGUGGUUAUGGUUACGGGUUAGAUGGUAAUAUUAGAUACAUUUAUACUGGUUAUGCUACAUCAUCAUAUGCUGAGCAUUCCUUACUUUCAACUGUCACCGUUAUUAACGCAGUUGUUUCUGCUGUGUCACAAAUAUAUACGCCAGACUUCCAGAUUGUUUUUGGUAGAUUAUAUAUUAUUUUUCUGGUUGCCAUUGUACUAUACUCUGUAGGUACAAUUAUUCAAUCCCAAGCCUACGAUGUUCAAAGAUAUGCAGCAGGUGCAAUUUUUUAUAAUGCUGGUUAUUCUGGUGUCUUAUUUAUUCUGUUGAUUAUUUUGUCAGAUUUUUCAUCUUUGAAGUGGAGAUUAGCAUAUCAAUUUGCUCCUACUUGGCCAUUCAUUAUUAAUACUUGGAUUUCUGGUAAUAUUACUUCUGCAGCAAAUCCAAUUGAGAAUUGGUCAUGGGACAUUGGUAUGCGGGCAUUCAUCAUUCCAUUAUCAUGUCUUCCAUUUAUUGCAUGCAUGAUCCACAUGGAAUGGAAGGCCAGAAAAACUCCAGAAUGGAAAGAACUUCUGAAAGAAAAAACUUUCUAUGAAGAACAUAACGGUUUAUGGGGUACUCUAGUUGAAUUAUUUUGGAGAUUGGAUGUCGCUGGUCUUAUACUAAUGGGUAGUUCCUUAGGUUGCAUACUUGUUCCAUUGACAUUAGCUGGUGGUACAAGUAGUAAAUGGAAUCAUGGUAAUGUUAUUGGUCCUUUCAUAUUGGGUUUUGUUUUGAUUCCAUUUUUUGCUCUAUGGGAAAAAUUCUUUGCUAGAGACCCACUGUUACCUGCAAAAUUAGUGAAAGAUCGUGGUGUCUGGUCAGCAAUGGGUAUUUCAUUUUUGAUUGAUUUUAUCUAUUAUAUGGCAGCUGAUUAUCUAUAUACCGUUUUAAUUGUUGCUGUUGAUGAAAGUGUUAAAUCAGCUACCAGAAUUAGUAGUCUAUCCUCUUUCGUUUCAACUGUUGCUUCUCCAUUUUUUGCCCUUUAUUUAACUAGGUGUUCAAGAUUAAAACCUUGGAUUAUGUUAGGUUGCUCGUUAUGGAUGUUGGCAAUGGGUUUACUUUACUAUUUCAGAGGUGGCCGUGAAUCACAUUCAGGCAUCAUUGGUGCUCUAUGUGUCUGGGGUGUUGGUACUACUCUGUUUACAUAUCCAGUUACCGUUUCGGUUCAAGCUGCUGUUUCUCAUGAAAAUAUGGCAACUGUUACCGCUGCAAAUUAUACUUUAUACAGAAUAGGUUCUGCUAUUGGUGCAGCUGUUUCAGGAGCAAUCUGGACUCAGACCUUAUAUAAGCAAUUGUACAAACAUUUGCAAGACAUUGCACUAGCUACAGCAGCAUAUUCAUCACCAUAUACAUUUACCACUAAUUAUGCCUGGGGCACCCCCCCGGAAAGAGAAGCUGUUGUUCAAGCUUACAGAUAUGUCCAAAGAUUGGAAACUGUUGUUGCUCUAGUUUUCUGCGUUCCUUUGAUAGCCUUUUCAUUAUGUUUAAGGGAUGCACGUUUAACAGAUGAAGUUGCACAUGGAAAUAUCGCCGAAGGUGAAAUAAUAGUUAAAUCUGACAGCGAUCCAAUUUCUGAAUUUUUUGUUAAGAUAUUCAGAAGAAAACAUGUUGUAGCGGAUGAUGAAUAA